Daphnia carinata is the source of this 937-nucleotide messenger RNA. RefSeq lists its product as uncharacterized. The transcript is spliced from 3 exons. NCBI's taxonomy places the organism in Eukaryota, Metazoa, Arthropoda, Branchiopoda, Diplostraca, Daphniidae. Bases 1 to 936 code for a protein of 311 amino acids. The record is from RefSeq and is a predicted model, not a curated record.
AUGAAUGAAUUGCAAAACGAUUCAAUUUACAAUCUCUCAAAAUCAAUCGACAUCGUUGUGUACAGUGUCGAAGCAACGCCCUUGUUUAUAUCACCUGAUUGGCAGAUCGAUCGUUCAUUCCAAACACCUACGCACAUCGAGUCAUCAAUGCCGAGAACAUCAUCCAUCAGAAGGAAACAGCCGGGCUAUUUCUCUAAAAUAGGCAACGCAUUUUUCCAUCCAGGGACGUCCGUCAACGUCACCAUCACACACGUUGUGUCUAGGACGGCAGUGACGGCCAGUUUCUUCUUGAUGGGCUGCACUCCGAGUCCGUUUCCCUACACGACAUGUCCAGCAUCAUCAACCGACGAACGCAAGUUGUUCCAUUUGCCAGUUCGAUGGCACAAUAAGAAGAAGAAGAAAGAUCCGAUCGUGUCCACCGUGACGAGGACGUCCAUCGUCACAGUCUUAACGACAUCACCGACGGCCGCAAUCUGCGCCCAGCUGGUCAACGUCACUGGUCCGUGCCGAUUGCACAGAGGCUUCCGCAUGGAAGAUCCCAUCGUCCUAUCGUUCGACGAUGACAUGGAUUCGAUUGAUUCCGUCUUAUCACCCACUAAAACUUCCAGCAUCGAAGCGACUGCCGAACCCGGUCCGGAUCAUUGGGUACACGGCCGCGGGCUUGGUUUAUUCGCGUCCGAUACGACGAUCCGAUCGUCUGUUUGGCCGGAAGAGUCGGGCGAAGCCGACAGACAUUUGCCGGCUUUUCACAAUCUGCUCGGCUUCAAGUUGGCCUUGAAGAAACGCAUCAAAUUGAUGACGAUCGUCACGACGGUCUUCGUGACCAUCACCAGCACGUCGGUCGAUUACAUCACGGUCAGUACCAAGACGUUCUUCGUUCAAAUCUGCACGCCGUCACCCUUUCCUUUCGCUGUUUGCGUCCGCUCUAGACGAUGAU